GUGGGUCCAAUCGGUUGUGCUGGUGCUGCGCUCGAUAACAUCGAUGAUAGAUUGGUUUGGGCUGCCUUUUUUUCUACUAACCAGGAAGUAGCUGUUUCUGUUUACAGCCAUCGUGAGUUUGACGGGUUGCAGCUCGAGUCAAACAAAAAUGAACGAAACGCAAAGCGGAUCCAUCUCGGUUCACAGUUUCUCGGACAAGAUUUUGGAGCAGGUGGUUCACUUUCACGUGAUGAAGCUCAGCGGCGGGUUUUUCCUCUGGGUCGGUUCCGCUCCGGUCCUGUCCAACCUAGCGGUGUCAAUGAGCAGCAAAUAUGAUUCAAUGCCAUUAUCCACAUUAAUCAUGGGGGACCCAUCCAAUACUGCUCCAAAUUCUUUGUCCCAGAGAUUAGCAAAGAAGACCAAAAAGCAGGUAUUUGUGAGUUACAGUCUCCCAAUGACAGACUCCAACCUCAGUCUCUUGGUGGAGAACAGGAUCAAAAAGGAGCUGGAGCUUCACCCCGAACACUUCUGAACACGUUUGAUUUUUUAUUGAGCAUCUUUCAUAUGGAACUGAGGACAUUUGGGGGGGGGGCAGGACAGGACAGAACAGGACAGGACAGGCCCUCCUCCUAUUUGGACUUAAAUACUCCCUCGGAUACUUCCAAAUCAUACUCCAACACAACUAGAAUCGGUCACAUCAAGUGUUCUUUUAUUGACAUAAUAAAUUAAGUGGUUUAUUAUCAAAACAUGUAGGCCUAUGGCUUUUUGUACAAAUGCAUCAUAUUAAAAAAAUAACACUUAGAAAACAGCA
Molecule: messenger RNA, 790 nt
Organism: Toxotes jaculatrix (banded archerfish)
Lineage: Eukaryota; Metazoa; Chordata; Actinopteri; Toxotidae
Gene: psmg4
Product: proteasome (prosome, macropain) assembly chaperone 4
Exons: 3
Coding region: 149-511 (120 amino acids)
Biological process (GO): proteasome assembly
Source: RefSeq, a predicted model, not a curated record